Molecule: messenger RNA, 1323 nt
Organism: Entamoeba dispar SAW760
Lineage: Eukaryota; Evosea; Mastigamoebida; Endamoebidae
Product: ATP-dependent RNA helicase dbp5, putative
Exons: 2
Coding region: 1-1323 (440 amino acids)
Molecular function (GO): ATP binding; RNA helicase activity; nucleic acid binding
Source: RefSeq, a predicted model, not a curated record
AUGAGUAAUAUUCAAACAGAUAAUAUUAUUAAAGAAGAAGAUAUAAUUGUUAAAGGUGGAGAAGGAAAAGCAAAAAGUUUUCAAGAAUGUAAAUUAAAUGAAGAUAUUCUUGAUGGAAUUAAUGGAAUGGGAUAUAUUACACCAUCACAAAUACAAAGUUAUGCUAUUCCAAUUAUUUUAAAAGGUAAAAAUCUUGUUAUGCAAUCACAAUCAGGAAGUGGAAAAACAAUGGCAUUUCUUCUUUCUACAUUACAAUUAAUUAAUAGAGAAGAUCCAUUUUGUCAAGUUAUUAUUAUAGUUAAUACAAGAGAAUUAGCAAGACAAACAGCUAGUAUUUUUGAUGAAUUAACAGAAUUAAUGGAUGAUGUAACAAGAUUAUUAUGUCUUCCAGGAUAUGAAGGUGAUAUAAAAUCACAAUAUUUUAUUGGAACAGCUAGUUCAAUUUAUAAAACUAUUGAAAAAGGACUUCAAAAUAAAAGUUUUGAACCAAAAAAAGUUAAAUUUCUUAUUAUUGAUGAAGCAGAUGCUAUUUUAAAUACUAAAUUAUCUUCAAAUUCAAAUGGACUUUCUGUUUAUCAAUCAGUUUGUGAAAUUAAAAAAAUUAUUCCUCUUGAUGUUCAAACUAUUCUUGUUUCAGCUACUUAUCCUGAUCAAAUGUCAAAAUUAGAAACUAAAUUUAUUGGAAAUAAUGCAUCACAUAUUCUUAUUCGUCAAAAUGAAGUUCCUUUAACUAUUUGUCAACUUUAUAUGAAUAUUCCAUCAUCACAACGUCCAAAAGUUAUUCUUGAUAUUUUUAAACAAAUUAUUCUUUCUUCAAAAGAUGAAUCUGUACUUUCUGGUUGUGGUCAAGCUGUUGUUUUUACUAAUAAAAAAACUGAUGCUAUUAAUUUAAUGAAUUAUUUAAAUAAAAAUAAUAUUCAAACUCUUGUACUUAUGGCUGGUAAUAAUGAUAUUAGAGAUGAAGUUAUUGAUGCUUUUAGAAAUCAUAAAAUUAAUUUCCUUAUUACAACUGAUGUUAUGGCUCGUGGUAUUGAUAUUCUUGAUGUUAAUUUCGUUAUUAAUCUUGAACUCCCUUUAAUUUAUCCUUCUCAAUCUAUUGAUAUCAAUACUUAUAUUCAUCGUAUUGGAAGAACUGGUCGUAUUGGUUAUAAAGGACUUGCUCUUACUUUUCUUGAAUCUAAUCAAGAACUUCCUUUUAAACAAAUUACUACUAUGAAAAAUAUCUUUGUAGACGAAUUCUCUUUGGAUCUUCUUGAUCAAAUUAAUGACAUUCUUCUUCUUAAUGAAGACCAUAAUAAACAACUUCGUGAUCAUCUCAUUUAA